CCGCUUCUGAGCAGAAGAUGGCUGUGCCUCCCACGUAUGCUGAUCUUGGCAAAUCUGCCAGGGAUGUCUUCACCAAAGGCUAUGGAUUUGGCUUAAUAAAACUUGAUUUGAAAACAAAAUCUGAGAAUGGACUGGAAUUUACAAGCUCAGGUUCAGCCAACACCGAGACCACCAAAGUGACGGGCAGUCUGGAAACCAAGUACAGAUGGACCAAAUAUGGUCUAACGUUUACGGAGAAAUGGAACACUGACAACACACUAGGCACGGAGAUUACUGUGGAAGAUCAGCUGGCACAUGGCCUGAAGCUGACCUUCGAUUCAUCCUUCUCACCAAACACUGGGGAAAAAAAUGCUAAAAUCAAGACAGGGUACAAGUGGGAACAUAUCAACCUGGGUUGUGAUGUCGAUUUCGACAUUGCCAGGCCUUCCAUCCGGGGUGCUCUGGUGCUGGGUUAUGAGGGCUGGCUGGCUGGCUACCAGGUGAAUUUUGAGACCGCAAAGUCUCGAGUGACCCAGAGCAACUUUGCGGUUGGCUACAAGAUGGAUGAGUUCCAGCUUCACACUAAUGUAAGUGAUGGGACAGAGUUUGGCGGCUCCAUUUAUCAGAAAGUGAACAAGUUGGAGACCGCUGUUAAUCUGGCCUGGACAGCGGGAAACAGUAACACUCACUUCGGAAUAACAGCCAAGUACCAGAUCGACCCUGACGCCUGCCUCUUGGCUAAAGUGAAUAGCUCCAGCCUGAGAGGGUUAGGAUAUACUCAGACCCUAAAGCCAGGUAUCAAACUGACACUGUCAGCUCUGCUGGAUGGCAAGAAUGUCAACGCUGGUGGCCACAAGCUUGGUCUAGGACUGGAGUUUCAAGCAUAAAUGAAUACUGUACAGUCGUUUAAUUUUAAACUAUUUUGCAGCAUAGCUACCUUCAGAAUUUAGUGUACCUUUUAAUGUUGUAUGUCUGGGAUGCAAGUAUCGCUAAAUAUCAUGUUAGACUUCCAGGUUAAAGAUGAUUCAGCUUUAGGGUGUUACCCUUGCAGAGGCACAGAAGAAACCCAAUUUCAAAAAAGGUCCUUUCAGCUGCAGACUUGAGGGGGAGCUUGCUGGCCCCUCUAGAGAUGUCAGGUUUCUUUUUUACCUAGAAAUGGCUGCAAGUGGAAGUUGAUAAUUUGCAGGCAAUUCGUAAUUUGUAAAU
This is a messenger RNA of Eubalaena glacialis (North Atlantic right whale), 1185 nucleotides long. Its product is annotated as voltage-dependent anion-selective channel protein 1-like. The record is from RefSeq and is a predicted model, not a curated record. Gene Ontology annotation, biological process: monoatomic anion transmembrane transport. Lineage: Eukaryota; Metazoa; Chordata; Mammalia; Artiodactyla; Balaenidae. The coding region runs from base 18 to 866 and encodes 282 amino acids. Gene Ontology annotation, cellular component: mitochondrial outer membrane. Gene Ontology annotation, molecular function: voltage-gated monoatomic anion channel activity. The transcript has a single exon.